AUGAGGAAUCUGUUUCUCGCAUCAGCCUUGCUAUGCGCAACUGCAUUUGCAGAUAUCGACUGGACGAAGUCCAUCACUGACGGCGUCACUAACAUAGACAACUUCCCGGAUCUUCUAGAUGCCGACCUCGAUGCCAUUAAUGCCGGUCUAAGUACCUCACUUUUCACCAGCGUGGAUCUGGUCCAGGCAUAUUUAGCACGGAUUCAAGAAGUGCAGGAUGCACUGCACAUUGUCAACGAAAUCAAUCCCGACGCUCUGCAAAUAGCUGCCGAGAGGGAUGCUCAACGCCUCAAUGGGACCAUACUUGGGCCCCUUCAUGGCAUUCCAAUACUACUGAAAGACAAUAUCGCGACUUACGACUCGAUGAAUAAUACUGCUGGCUCUUACGUCCUGCUCGGCACCAAAGUGCCUCGCGAUUCCACAGUAGCUGCGAAACUCAGGGAGGCAGGUGCAAUACUGCUCGGCAAAGCCAACCUUAGCCAGUGGAUGCAAUUCCGGUCUGCAAAUACUACUUCUGGGUGGUCAGCUUACGGUGGCCAGUGUAAAGGCGCAUACGUCGAGGACCAGGAGCCCAACGGCAGUUCUAGCGGAAGUGCUGUAGCGACCUCUCUUGGCCUCGCCUUUGCCGCCCUCGGAACUGAAACUCUGGGUUCCCUGGUCUUUCCUGCGGAAGUGAACAAUGUGGUUGCCAUUAAGCCUACUGUUGGUCUCACUAGUCGAUACCUGGUCGUUCCGAUCUCCGAGCGCCAAGAUACUAUAGGCCCUAUCGCAAGAACAGUCAAGGAUGCGGCAACUGUUCUUCAGUCCAUCGCAGGGAUAGAUCCCAGGGACAACUACACAUCCGCAAUCCCAAACGAUGGCGCCAUUCCAGACUACGUUGCAGCUUGUAGAGAAGAUUCUCUGAGCGGAGUUCGAAUCGGCGUUCCAUACAAUGUGAUAGCUCUCUACUCUGAGUCCCUCGAGCCUUCGCUGCUGUCAGCUUUCGACAAUGCUGUCGAGCAGAUAAAAGCAGCCGGAGCCACAAUCGUUGAUGCCAACUUCACAGCAUUCGAGGAUUUUCAAUAUGAUCAGAACAACUCCCUCGUGCUUCAAGGCGAUUUUGCUAGCGGCCUGUCCGGAUAUCUCGCCGAGCUAACAAACACUCCUACACUCAAGAACUUAUCCGAUGUGAGAAAUCAGACGCAAUCCAACUCAGCCGAAGACUAUCCUGACCGUGACACCCUAAUCUGGGAUGUGAUAAUUGCAUCCAAGGCAAACAACACCAGUCCUGAGUUCUGGCAAGCAUACCAGGACAGUCUGGUCUAUGGCGAUGAGGGCGGCGUACUAGGUGCUCUCAGGCGCAGCAACGCUAGUGCGAUACUGCUUCCGACUCAGUUCUCAGCUGCUCUGCCUGCGAUUGUUGGGAGUCCGAUCGUCACGGUUCCCAUGGGCGCAUACGACAACAGCACGGUGAAAGUCAUGAAUGAACGGGGCAACCUAGUCAGAACCGCAUCUGGAGUACCUUUCGGUCUGGCAUUUUUGGGCGAUCUUUGGAGCGAAGCAGACCUGAUCGGGUAUGCCUACGCUUACGAACAGAGGACUAAGAAUCGCGAGAAACUCAAGCCUUUGAUCUUUCCGAAGACUUCGCUGGCGGAUGUCAAGGAGAAUGCAACAACACAGUCUUCCGACGAGACAAGCAAUGGCACUACCUCUACCGGCCACGCCAUCAACGUGCAACCCCCUCUGCUCAACACCAUCGUCCUCGGAGCGCUCAUCGGCGCGUUCAUGAUCGAAUACUUCCGCCCAUUCUAA
This is a messenger RNA of Cercospora beticola, 1791 nucleotides long. RefSeq lists its product as uncharacterized. The record is from RefSeq and is a predicted model, not a curated record. Lineage: Eukaryota; Fungi; Ascomycota; Dothideomycetes; Mycosphaerellales; Mycosphaerellaceae.